Penicillium olsonii is the source of this 2274-nucleotide messenger RNA. NCBI's taxonomy places the organism in Eukaryota, Fungi, Ascomycota, Eurotiomycetes, Eurotiales, Aspergillaceae. The record is from the annotation of a GenBank genome assembly.
AUGACCGUCACAUAUGAUACUCCCACCCGGGGGUCACAUACCUCCAUGGCCACCCUCGAAGACCGGUUCGAGGUAAUCAAGGAAAUUGGAGAUGGAAGCUUCGGCAGUGUUGCCGUCGCACGGGUACGGACAGCCGGCGCUCACAUCGCUCGGAGAGGCACUAUGGUUGCGAUCAAGACCAUGAAGAAGACCUUUGAGUCCCUAGGUCCAUGUCUGGACCUCCGAGAGGUUAUCUUCCUCCGAACAUUACCUAUCCACCCUCACCUUGUCCCCGCCCUCGACAUCUUCCUCGACCCGCUCUCCCACAAGUUGCACAUUUGCAUGGAAUAUAUGGAUGGCAAUCUGUAUCAGUUGAUGAAGGCCCGUGAUCACAAGUACUUCGACGGCAAACACGUCAAGAGUAUCUUGUACCAGAUCUUGUCCGGUCUAGACCACAUCCAUGCCCACCACUUCUUCCACCGCGACAUCAAGCCCGAAAACAUCUUGGUGUCAACCUCCGCCCCUAACGACUCCGCCUUCAGCCGCUAUUCUAACCUCGUCACCCCUCCCUCCACUCCCCCUGUCUACACCGUGAAGAUUGCCGAUUUUGGUCUUGCACGUGAAACCCACUCAAAACAACCAUACACAACCUAUGUCUCUACACGAUGGUACCGUGCACCCGAAGUGCUUCUACGCGCAGGAGAAUACUCGGCUCCAGUCGAUAUGUGGGCGAUGGGUGCGAUGGCCGUUGAGAUUGCUACGCUGAAGCCCCUGUUCCCCGGAGGCAAUGAGGUGGACCAGGUGUGGCGCGUGUGCGAGAUCAUGGGCAGCCCCGGAAACUGGUACAGCAAGGCCGGUGCGAAGAUCGGUGGAGGUGAAUGGCGUGAAGGUUCUCGCCUGGCCCACAAGCUGGGCUUCACCUUCCCCAAGAUGGCACCGCACGCGAUGGAAUCCAUCCUCCAGCCUCCUCUGUGGCCCUCUGCUUUCGCUGAAUUUGUCACAUGGUGUCUGAUGUGGGACCCGAAGAACCGCCCAACCUCGACGCAGGCCUUGAACCACGAGUAUUUCGCCGAUGCUAUCGACCCCGUGCGCCCCAAGUCCUCCACCUCGUCGAGACUCUUGGGCCGCAAGCAGUCCGAGAAGAGCUUCAAAUCACCUGCACUUACCCCUGGAGACUCUCCCACGCUUUCGUCCAAGCCUUCUUGGUUCCGCAGGUCAUUGAUUGCCCGCUCCGACAGCCCUGCUCCUCCUGUUGAGGAAGCCCCUGUCAGGCAAUCGGCAGUGACCCAGAUCACUGUCCCUGAAAUCAUGCCUGUCAAGCCCCGUCCCGCCAAUACCAAACGGGCGACAUGGGCCAGCGGUGCUCCCAUGCCAAUUCUUCCUUCCAUUCGUCCAGUAUCUCCCUUGUCGAACUCUGUCACUGCGCAGGCCAAUGCCACAGUAGCUCACAGCGAAAGCUCCAAGUCAUCGGAUACCUCGGCCAGCACCAAGAUUGGGCGCCAGCUUUCUGUCAACUCCAAUGGGAAUCACUACUCAGACUCGAACCGCCAAGAGGCCGAGAGAAUGCUCAAUGGCUCUGGAAGCAACACUCCCACAACCAAAGAAAGCUUCUUCUCGCACCUUCGAAAGCGCGCUCGCAGAUUGUCUGGACGCAACCAGAAUGCGCCAGCCGACGACGUUGAAGCUAACGCGGGUUGCAUCCCUUGGUCGAACCGUUCAUCAAUGGCCCUCGAUGGCCCAACCAGUGAGCCCAAGCAAGGUGGUGAUCUGAGCGAGCUGGACCGCGCACUGCAGACCGUCAAAUACUCAUUAGAUUCCUCUACUCUCAGCAAUGUCCCAGUGCACCUGAGCAAUGGUGCUGACGUCCAAAAGCGCCAGUCCAUGCCUCAGGCCACUGCCAAUACCUCUGCACCGAUCUCCAGCCGAACUCGCCGAGCCAAGCAAAUGACGACUCAUCCCGUGCACCGCUACGAGACCCCCGAGGAAGAGGAUGAGCUCCUGGACGAGGUCCUACACUCUGCCAGCAAGGCUGCAAGACGUCUCGGCCAGACCCAAUCGAUGGCUGUCGACCCUUCCAGUCGCACUUCGCGCACUCUGCCCAACCCCUAUCCCACACCGUCACCGACUGCCAAGGAAAACGCUACUUUUGGCCAGCAAUCGACGCCUAGCAAGAUGGGCAUCCAGAAAAUGGAUCAUGCAGCUGCUACUCGUCACUGGCCUACACCCCCUUACGAGGAAGCUGAGUUCCACAACAAGAAGUCUGAUUACUUCGCCCGUGGAUCCAACUUCAUCUAA